AUGUCUCUAGCUCCCUCCCGCACAUUCAUCUUCCCCCUAUUCUUCUUCUACUUCUUCUUCCUGCUGCAGAGCCUUCCCGCAGCGUCUUCCCAGCCUCUCCACUCCGACCCGAUUUACUCCCAGUCGCCGUCGCCGUCGCCGGCAUCCCACCGCCUCCGGCGAAUAGUCCUCGGCGUCCUCUUCGGCUCCCUCGCGGGCACCUCCUUCACCUUCCUCAUCGUCCUCUUCGUCCGCCUCUGCCUUCUCUACGCCAACCGCACCCCCAUCCUUCGGGGCCCCGUCAUCUUCUCCCCCGUCAUCUCCCCCAAGGCCCUGCAGUUCGCCCUCUCCGACCCCGGCAGGCUCGUCCCCAUCCCUGGUUCGGGCCCUCACGGGGCCUACUUCCGCAUCGUCUUCGACGAUGGCCUCGUCGUCGCCGUGAAGAAGCUCGAGCCCAUUUCCUCUCCUGGCUCCGACCCUCUGAGCUCCUCCGCCAAGCGGCGUCUGCAGAGGGAGCUCGGAAGGCUGGCCAGGGUUUCCCACAGGAACGUGAUGAGCUUGCGGGCAUAUGUCCGGGACUCCGGCGAGCGGUUCUCUGUGGUCUACGACUACGUUCCCGGCGGCAGCCUGGAGGACGCCCUGAAGAAGGUGAGAACCGGGGAGCUCAAGCUGGGCUGGGACUCGAGGCACAGGAUCGCCAUUGGAGUGGCGAAGGGUCUCCGGCACCUGCACUUCGAAUGCAGCCCGAGGAUCCUUCAUUACGAUCUGAAGCCGACCAACGUGAUGCUGGACGAGGAGUUCGAGCCGAAGCUGGGGGACUGCGGCCUGGCGAGGCUUCUGAGCAAUGGCGGAGCUCCGACCGCGCAACCAGUCAGCUGCUACACCGCGCCCGAGUGCCUACAGAGUUGCAGGUAAGAUUGAGGAUCUCUGGUAGGGCGAUUUCCGGGCGGAUGAGAUUCUGGGUACUCCGGGUUUUGGUUCUAAUCAUUAAUCCAGCUAAGAAUUUGAACCUGAUUCAGAGAAUCUAAGCUCCCAUACCGUUUCCUUGGAAUUUCUCCUCUUAGAACUCUGGCCAGAUGCUUGAGUUUUGUUCUGAAAGGGUUCCCUUCCAUCUCCCCUCCGCAGGUACACAGACAAAAGCGACGUCUUCAGCUUCGGGGUGAUCCUGGGGGCGCUGCUCACUGGGAGAGAUCCCCACGAGAGCUUCAGCGAGGACGCUGGUGGGGGCAAUCCGGGAAGAUGGCUCAGGCAUCUGCAGCAGACUGGGGAGGUGAGGGAGGCUCUGGACAAGGCCAUCGCCGGGGCCGAAGGCGAGGAAGAAGAGAUGAUGAUGGCCGUGAGAAUCGCCAUCGUUUGCCUCUCGGACCUGCCGGCCGAUCGCCCGUCGAGCGACGAGCUUGCGGCGAUGCUCUCGCAGCUCCACAGCUUCUGA
Messenger RNA from Spirodela intermedia, 1411 nucleotides. The record is from the annotation of a GenBank genome assembly. Lineage: Eukaryota; Viridiplantae; Streptophyta; Magnoliopsida; Alismatales; Araceae.